AUGAGCGCCAGCAGCGAACCGGAGCGCGAGCAUGCCCUCGACGGCUACAAGGGGAAGCUUCUGGAGUCGCGCGAGUGGGAGGCAAAGCUCAAGGCGCUGCGGUUAGAGAUCAAGGGCCUGCAGCACGACUUUGACGUAUCCGAGGACAACAUCAAGGCCCUGCAGAGCGUCGGCCAGAUCAUAGGCGAGGUCCUGAAGCAGCUGGACGAGGAGCGGUUCAUCGUCAAAGCCUCGUCGGGCCCCAGAUACGUCGUCGGAUGCCGGUCAAAGGUCGACAAGGUGAAGCUGAAGCAGGGAACCCGCGUCGCCCUCGACAUGACGACCCUCACCAUCAUGCGCAUGCUGCCCCGCGAAGUCGACCCGCUCGUCUACAACAUGUCUCUCGAGGACCCCGGCCAGGUCAGCUUUGGCGGUAUUGGUGGUCUGAACGAGCAGAUCCGAGAGCUGCGAGAAGUCAUCGAGCUGCCGCUGAAGAACCCCGAGCUGUUCCUGAGAGUAGGCAUCAAGCCACCCAAGGGCGUUCUGCUUUACGGGCCGCCUGGUACCGGAAAGACGCUGCUGGCGCGAGCUGUGGCGAGCAGUCUGGAGACAAACUUCCUCAAGGUUGUGUCCUCGGCCAUUGUCGACAAGUACAUUGGAGAGUCAGCGCGUCUCAUUCGCGAGAUGUUCGGCUACGCAAAGGAGCACGAGCCCUGCAUCAUCUUCAUGGACGAGAUCGACGCCAUCGGUGGACGACGAUUCUCAGAAGGCACAUCCGCAGAUCGCGAGAUCCAGCGUACACUAAUGGAGCUGCUGAACCAGCUGGACGGCUUCGACUACCUCGGACAGACCAAGAUCAUCAUGGCGACAAAUCGACCCGACACUCUCGACCCCGCUCUCCUACGUGCCGGACGUCUGGACAGGAAAAUUGAAAUCCCCCUCCCCAACGAAGCCGGCCGUCUGGAAGUCAUGAAGAUCCACUCCGCGGGCGUGCAGACCGAGGGCGAGAUUGACUUUGAGAGCAUUGUCAAGAUGAGCGACGGCUUCAAUGGUGCUGAUCUGCGGAACAUCGUCACAGAGGCGGGUCUCUUCGCUAUCAAGGACUACAGAGACGCAAUCAACCAGGACGACUUCAACAAGGCCGUGCGGAAGAUGGCCGAGUCGAAGAAAUUGGAAGGCAAGCUCGAGUACCAGAAGUUGUAA
This is a messenger RNA of Dothidotthia symphoricarpi CBS 119687, 1182 nucleotides long. RefSeq names its product 26S proteasome subunit P45. Bases 1 to 1182 code for a protein of 393 amino acids. Gene Ontology annotation, cellular component: proteasome regulatory particle, base subcomplex; cytosolic proteasome complex. The transcript has 3 exons. NCBI's taxonomy places the organism in Eukaryota, Fungi, Ascomycota, Dothideomycetes, Pleosporales, Dothidotthiaceae. Gene Ontology annotation, biological process: positive regulation of RNA polymerase II transcription preinitiation complex assembly. Gene Ontology annotation, molecular function: ATP binding; ATP hydrolysis activity; proteasome-activating activity. The record is from RefSeq and is a predicted model, not a curated record.